GACACAACAUCGACUUGGACUAGCGGAAUUCACUUGUGCACUUUAGAUAUUCACUUAGUGUUUGGUCUUUUGCAGUGGCAUCAUUAUCCAUCAGAACAUACCGAGAGGCACGUUGGGGCGUCUGUUUGUCUGUCCCGUGAAUAUCUUCAGGAGUCGUGCGGGAACAGUGUGAUUCACUGGGCGCAUCCAUUUUUAUUUUCAAAACGAGGCUUGUCGCAAAUGGCCAUCGUCUUGAGGUGUUCUUGUACUUUGCAAAAUAUUGCAAGAUUUAUACCACAAUACACUCACGAAGUUUUAAUACCUCUACGCAGCUAUGCAGUUAAGGGACUUGGUAAAAUUGGCGGCAAGAUAGGAGUGAAAGGAUCAGGGGGUCCAAAGAAAAAAAUUGAUUUGCCAGUGGAAGGAGAUGUUAAGAAAUUGAUAAUGAAUUGUAGUGGAUUGAAUUACAUGAAAGAAGGCCCUGAAGUAAAACUUAAAGAGGAUCAUGAAUAUCCAGAAUGGCUCUGGAAACUGAACACUGAAAGACCUACAGCUUCUCUUGAAGGCCUGGAUGAAGAUUCCGAUAUAUAUUGGUAUAGAGUAAGAAAAUAUGCCAAAGCACAGCAGCGUGCUGAGAUGAAACGUUUUAAACGUUUCAUAAAGUAAAAAAUAAUGUCAUCAUGUUUCAAAUUGAUUUUUUAUUUGAUUGAAACAUUCGGAUUUAUACAGUGGUGAUUCAUGGUGGAUUUACUAUUUUUCUCAAAACUUGCCUGGAUACCUAUUUUUUGUGACAAUGAAUGCUGUGACAUAACACUACAGUUGGACGUUGCUUGUUUGAGAAUAAGGCAUUAGAGAAAGUGGAAAUAUCUCACAUCAUUUUGAAUCUUACUAUUCUUUAUAAUAUUUAUUCUCAUCCUAAGGACAGAGAUGCACUUGUGUUAAAGUUACUGGUACAGGAGUUUAAAGUUUUUUUUAUCAGUUUAAAAAAUCAAUAUAAUAUAACAGUAAUUACCUUAAAAUGUCUCACAUAUUAAAUGAUUUGUAGAACUUAUCAUUUAUUUUGAAAACUUAUAAUCAUUUUAAUGUGGUACAAGAAUGCAGUGUAGUCAUCACGCAAUGUCAAAAUCUUGUUAAAUCAUAUAGUGACCACAACACGGAUUCCUUUCAUUAGCUUGUGACACCCCAAGCUUAUUGAAUUUGUGUGCUUUUGGGAUUUAAUCCAUUACAUUACUUUGUGAAUGGGGGUAUGGAUGAAAAGAAAAUAACUUUUUUACUUAAAAAGUGUUUAUUUUUAUUGCAGUAAUAUUUACAUAAGUAUUUUAUAUAAAGAACGUGGAAAAAGGCUAUAUCCCAAAUGUAGGUAGUCUUUUAACAGUUUUCAAGAAUUAAAGAAUCCAAACAAGUAA
Lingula anatina is the source of this 1385-nucleotide messenger RNA. Its product is annotated as large ribosomal subunit protein mL54. The record is from RefSeq and is a predicted model, not a curated record. Gene Ontology annotation, cellular component: mitochondrial large ribosomal subunit. Gene Ontology annotation, molecular function: structural constituent of ribosome. Lineage: Eukaryota; Metazoa; Brachiopoda; Lingulata; Lingulida; Lingulidae.